Messenger RNA from Paracoccidioides lutzii Pb01, 642 nucleotides. RefSeq lists its product as hypothetical. Bases 1 to 642 code for a protein of 213 amino acids. Gene Ontology annotation, cellular component: cytoplasm. The transcript has 2 exons. The record is from RefSeq and is a predicted model, not a curated record. Gene Ontology annotation, molecular function: thioredoxin peroxidase activity. Gene Ontology annotation, biological process: cellular response to oxidative stress; cell redox homeostasis.
AUGGUUGAGUUACGGAAGCGCAAAGCUCUCACAGAGCCUUCUAAACCUGUUGAGACAAACAUCAGAGCCAAAAAAAUCAAGAAAACGCCGAUCGAAUCUGAUAUUACUGCUUCUACUGCUUCAGCACCCACAAAAGAGCUUACGAAGACUGAGGCGACAGCUGUGACUCCGUCACAGAGGAAAGUACUAAAAGUUGGUGACACAAUCAACCUUGAUGAGAUCGGAGUGAAUAUAUUGACUCAUGAUGGAACUUCAACAACACUGAAGUUUCUGAUUGAGCAGAGCACCUCAGGUGUUGUUUUGUUUACCUAUCCUCGCGCCUCAACACCGGGUUGCACAACCCAAGCCUGUCUUUUCCGCGACCGUUACGACAACCUUACAUCCACAGGAUUGUCGAUUUUUGGACUUUCAACCGAUUCCCCCAAAGCCAACGCGAACUUCAAAUCCAAGCAGAAUCUCCCGUAUCCUUUGCUCUGUGAUCCAACCGCCAGUUUGAUUGAUGCUCUCGGUUUGAAGAAGGUGCCCAAGGGAACUGUUCGCGGAGUAUUUGUAGUGAGCAAGACAGGCAAAGUUCUUCUUCUAGAACCAGGAGGACCGGCUGCCACUGUAGAUGCUGUUCAGAAGAUAAUGAGAAGCAGUUAG